UUUUUCUCUUCCUUCACUCCCUUGCUCCCUUCCCUCACUCUCUCCCCUUAUCUCUCUUCCUCACUGUACUGGGGAGUGUGUCGGAUGACUGCUAAUGUGCUUGUUCAGUUUCUCGUCACCCUGAGCCCCUGCUUGUUCUUACGAGGACAAUGAGAGACACGGGUAUCAGUGCCCCAAUCGCCAAAGAUCCAUCAACGAAGAUAGAAGGCAGUGGCUAUGCUUAUCGCACAUCAAAAUCAAAUGAAGACAGCCGAAAUUUGGACGUCGUUUUACGAAACGGGCUAGCCGGAGGUGUCGCAGGCUGUGCUGCCAAAACUGUUGUCGCCCCAUUGGAGAGGGUCAGGAUCCUCUUUCAAACUUCCCACUCUCAUUUUGUGCAGUAUUCGACCCGCUGGGAUGGUUUAAUCAAGGCUGCCAGACACAUUCGAAUGUCAUAUGGCACAUCCGCGCUUUUCAAAGGUCACUCAGCAAGCUUGGUCCGCGUCUUCCCGUAUGCCGGUAUCAACUUUCUCGCAUACGAACAGUUCCGAGCAGCAAUCAUCACAUCUCCCGAGAAAGAAGCACCAUGGCGUCGAUUUUUGUGCGGAAGUAUGGCCGGUGCGACCUCUACCUUGGUCACAUAUCCUCUUGAGUUGAUCCGUACACGUCUUGCCUUCGAAACCGUCCAAAAAAACCCGUCAUCCUGGCUUGGUAUAUCUCGGAAAAUCUACUUCGAAGGAGGAGGCACCGGGGGCUUGUCAAAUCUCUAUCGAGGAAUUGCCCCGACUAUGCUAGGCAUACUUCCGUAUGCUGGCACGUCAUUCCUCACCCACGAUCUACUCAGGGACUGGCUUCGCACGCCUGCCUUUGCACCCUACACUCUAGAGGCGCAAUCUUCCACUCGACUGACCGCGGUUGCGCAGCUUUCCUGUGGAGCAGUCGCUGGCAUAGUCGCUCAAACGAUUUCUUACCCGAUUGAUAUCAUUCGGCGACGAAUCCAAGUCGGAAGUGUGAUUGGUACUAAGUCAGGAAUUUUGGAGACAGCCCAAUGUAUUUUUCUGGAGAGAGGAGUGAGAGGCUUUUAUGUUGGGCUCACUAUUGGCUAUGUCAAAAUGGCUCCUAUGGUAGCGACAAGUUUCUAUGUUUACGAUCGGAUGAAGCGAUUUUUGGGCCUUAUUGAGUAGCCGCUUUCUUGUUUC
Molecule: messenger RNA, 1178 nt
Organism: Penicillium samsonianum
Lineage: Eukaryota; Fungi; Ascomycota; Eurotiomycetes; Eurotiales; Aspergillaceae
Exons: 3
Coding region: 150-1163 (337 amino acids)
Biological process (GO): transmembrane transport
Cellular component (GO): mitochondrial inner membrane
Source: RefSeq, a predicted model, not a curated record